Molecule: messenger RNA, 4127 nt
Organism: Gadus chalcogrammus (walleye pollock)
Lineage: Eukaryota; Metazoa; Chordata; Actinopteri; Gadiformes; Gadidae
Gene: ifih1
Product: interferon induced with helicase C domain 1
Exons: 16
Coding region: 103-3063 (986 amino acids)
Biological process (GO): response to virus; positive regulation of interferon-beta production; innate immune response
Cellular component (GO): cytoplasm
Molecular function (GO): ATP binding; zinc ion binding; single-stranded RNA binding
Source: RefSeq, a predicted model, not a curated record
AUUGCCCGACGUCAUUCUAGUGAGCGACGGGAUUGAGGCACUCUGUGCUUAACAUACGGCCCCCCUCUGGAGAACACCGCCUUAUCUCUACGUUCAGGCAUCAUGGACUCCAAUGAUAAACGCUCCGUAGCUCUCAUUGAAAACUUCCGAGCCAGAUUGCAAACCCUGAUCAGAGUCGAGCCGGUCCUGGAUCUCAUGCACUCCAUCGAUAAAAAACAGAAGGAGCUGAUCAUGAGCAAAGCCCGGGCGGAGGGGGAACGGGAGGCGGCCCACCUCCUGAUCGACACGGUGAUCCGGAUGCCGCGGGCCCCCGGAUGGUUCCAGGAGUUCUUGGACGCCUUGUCCGCCGCGGGCUGCCGACACGCGGCGGACUACAUGGACGUCAGGCCACCGUCCGCCGACUUGGAGGCAGAAAAUGAUAACCACAUCCGGCUGAUCGAGCUGCUCUCCGCGAGCCUCCUGGACAUGAAGACCUGCGAGGUUUCUACCCACUGCCUCUCAUUGGGGAUCCUCACAGCGGAGGACGUUGAAAAGGUACACGCUGAAACAAAUAACCAUGGAAACAAAUGCGGAGCUCGAGAACUACUGAGAAGAAUCAUCAGAAAUCCUCCCGGUUGGUUCUCGGACUUCCUCGAAGCCCUGCGUGUCACGGAACACCUACCCCUGUGCAAAGAACUGUCCGGUUUGACCAUGGACGACAAAGUUCCAGGCGCUGUUCCUAGAGAGGUGGGGCCAGCCGUAGAGGGCUCGCCUGGGGUUGGCCAGGAGCUUCAGGUUCCCAGCAGGGAGAGCUGUGUAGACCUGUACAACGACGACAGCAGUGAGACCAGUUCGAGGCAGGAGGACUGUGACCUUUCGCUCAACCUCUCAUCAGACAGUGUGGGCGGAGGAGCUGACGAAGGAGGGGCUGACGGAGGGGCUGAUGGAGGAGGAGCUGACGGAGGAGCUGACGGAGGGGCUGACGGAGGAGGGGUGAUCUCCCUGCGGCCCUACCAGGCGGAGGUCGCGGCCCCCGCCCUGGAGGGGCUUAACGUGAUCAUCUGCCUGCCGACCGGCAGCGGGAAGACGCGCGUGGCGGUGUACAUCACGGGGCAGCACCUGGACGCCCGGCUGGCGCUGGGCCAGCCCGGGAAGGUGGUGGUGCUGGUAAACAAGAUCCCUCUGGUGGAGCAGCACUACUCCAGUGAGUUCGCUCCGUUCCUCCGGCGCUACAAGGUGGGCCGGGUCAGCGGCAACUCGCAGCUCAAGAUCUCCUUCCCCGACAUCGUGAGGAACCACGACGUCAUCAUCUGCACCGCCCAGAUCCUGGAGAACCACCUGGCGGGCUCGGAGAACCUGGACGACGAGCGCCUGGAGCUCAGUGACCUGACGCUGAUCGUGAUAGACGAGUGUCACCACACCCAGAAGGGCGGGGUCUACAACAACAUCAUGAUGCGCUACCUGAAGCAGAAGUACCGCAACCUGCAGCUCAGCAAGCAGGGCAAGGAGCCGCAGGCCGUGCCCCAGGUCCUGGGCCUCACUGCCUCCCCAGGCGUCGGGGGCGCCACCAAGAGCACCAAGGCUGAGGAGCACAUCCUCAAAAUUUGUGCUAAUUUGGACGCUUGCAAAAUCAUGACGUCGAGCAGCGAAGACACGAAGGACCUGUCCAAGAAGGUCUCCAUCGUGGAAGAGAGAAAAAAGGACCCUUUCGGUGACCUCAUCAAGGCCAUCAUGACGGCCAUCCACCUGCACGCUGACCUCCACUCCACCUGUGACUUCGGCACACAGACCUACGAGCAGUGGGUGGUGCAGAGAGAGUACAACGCGGCCAAAGAGGAGGACCAGAAGGUGAGGGUCUGCGCUGAGCACCUGCGGCGCUACAACGAAGGCCUGCAGCUCAGCAACGUCAUCCGGAUGUGUGACGCCCUGGAGGUGCUCGGCGCCUUCCAGGAGGAGGAGAUGAGGAGGAAGGAGGCUCCUGAAGAGGAGACGCCCAUCCAGGUCACAGACACCGAGAGGUUCCUCUUCAAGCUGUUCCAAGACAGGAGGGCGGAGCUACAGCGGCUGGUGACGAUGCCGGAGUACGAGAACAGCAGCCUGUCUACCCUGCGGGUGGAGGUCCUGAAGGAGUUCACCAACAGGGCGGACGCUCGCGGGAUCAUCUUCACCAAGACCCGACGUAGCGCCAUGGCCCUCACCCAGUGGGUGCAGGGCAACGCCAAGUUCGCCGAGGUGGGGGUGAGCGCCAACUACGUCCUCGGGGGAGGAGACCAGAGCAGCGUCAAACCCAUGACCAGCGCCGAACAAAAGGAUGUUUUGAACAAGUUCCGACACGGAGAAGUCAACUUGCUGAUCGCCACCACCGUCGCCGAGGAAGGCUUGGACAUACCGGAGUGCAACUUUGUGAUUCGCUACGGCCUCGUGACCAACGAGAUCUCCAUGAUUCAGGCGCAGGGCCGUGCCCGGGCGGAGAACAGCAGCUACACCCUGGUGGACGUGCACGGCUCCGGGGUUGUGGAGAAGGAGUUAGUCAACGAGUUCCGCCAGAAAAUGAUGAACAAAGCCAUCGUGAAGAUCGGGAAAAUGGAUCAAGAGGAAUUCAAAAAGAAGAUCACCACCUAUCAGCUGGAGGCUAUCCAGGAGAGGAAGAUGCUGCUGAAUAAGAAGAAGAAGAAGAAGCAGAACGACAGUCCGUCUGAGGUGUCCUUCAGCUGUCGCGGCUGCAACAAGGACGUGUGCCGUGGAGAGGACAUCGAAGUGGUCAGUCAGAUGCACCAUGUGGUCGUGUCCACAGAGUUCCGGAGUCUCUACAAUAAGAAGGACAACACCAACCUUCAGGAGAGGCUGGUGGAGUACGAGACCAAUCAGUUUGUAGCGUGCAACACGUGUGGCCAGCGAUGGGGGUCCAUGAUGCUCUACCGUGCCAUCGAGCUGCCCAGUCUCCACGUGAAGAACCUGGUGGUCACCUGCAAAGGCAAGAAGAUCAGCAAGUGUGCCAAAUGGAAAGAGCUGGAUGUCUGCUUCCCUGCCUUCGACCUGUCUGCCCACGCCAGCCUGGUGGACGAGGCCCUGGACUCAGACUGAGGACCCGCAGCCUGGUGGACCAGGCCCUGGACUCAGACUGGACCCCCAGCCUGGUGGACCAGGCCCUGGACUCAGACUGAGGACCCCCAGCCUGGUGGACCAGGCCCUGGACUCAAACUGAGGACCCCCAGCCGGUGGACCAGGCCCUGGACUCAGACUGGACCCCCAGCCUGGUGGACCAGGCCCUGGACUCAGACUGAGGACCCCCAGCCUGGGGGACCAGGCCCUGGACUCAGACUGAGGACCCCCAGCCUGGGGGACCAGGCCCUGGACUCAGACUGAGGACCCCCAGCCGGUGGACCAGGCCCUGGACUCAGACUGAGGACCAGCAGGCCCUGGCUCCACUGUCCUGCUAGAGGGCUUCACCUGAGAUUAAAGCCACGAACAGGAUAAAUGAUGUGUCGAACAGAGAUUAAAAAACACUAGUAGAAUAAAGAAAAUAAUGUGUUCAGUAUGAAAGUAAUUUUGCUGCUGUGUCUGUCAGGGAUAAAUCGCUUAUGUAAGGGAUAAUGUAUAGAUCGCUUCUGUAAGGGAUAAUGUAUAGAACGCCGGUCAGUAUCGGGAAGAUAAGCCCUGAACUGAAGUAGGGCUGAUAAACAGAGAACGUUUUUUUCCGGUAGGCUUCAGAUCAGCUGACGACGUCGUUUAGAUACCGAGGAAACUGGGGCUGGUAAAUUACUGGAAUGCUUGUGGAGUGCUACGAAAGACGUGAAUCAGAGGCAAACAAACCCCUUUCCUUGAAAGCGGUCAAUUACACUUGACAACGGUCAAUUAUGCAAAUAUAAUUGACCGCCGAACGUUGGGAAGGCCUUAAGUGAAUGGAGCAUUCUACAGCAUUCAGAAGAGCUGUGUAAUAACAAAGAUGUAAAUAGGUGUGCACUGGGUCUGGCUGAUGUGUUUUUUUGUGUACAAAGAGACGUCUCCUACUGUCUGUUUAGAGUUACUACUGAAUGAUGCCGAGCUUCCGUUCUGUGCUGAACGAGGCGCUGUAGGGUUGGCCGUUAACAUGACGGAAUAACCCAAAUGUUCAUUUCAAACAUUGUCAAUAAAUUGUAAUUGAAUAU